This is a messenger RNA of Daucus carota subsp. sativus, 1086 nucleotides long. RefSeq lists its product as uncharacterized. The record is from RefSeq and is a predicted model, not a curated record. The transcript is spliced from 3 exons. Bases 3 to 647 code for a protein of 214 amino acids. NCBI's taxonomy places the organism in Eukaryota, Viridiplantae, Streptophyta, Magnoliopsida, Apiales, Apiaceae.
AAAUGUUGUACAUUGACUCGUGUGUCAAUCCUUUAAUUCCGUUCUGGAUUAUCAAUCGAUUAAACAUUUAUCCAAAACCUAUACACAUUCAAUCAAAGAUGGCUCGAAUGGUGUAUCAAACCCUAAUCCGCUCAUCAUCAUCAUCUUCCUCGUACUCAUUCAUGUGUAUGUCACCCAGAAUCUUAACCACUCACAGACACGGAUCUAAUCAAUCAGGAAAACAGCCCCAACUAAUAGAGGUGGAUCUUGAUUCAUCAUCAUCAUCUCAAAAUGAAGAUGCUGAGGUUCUGGGGAUAAAGAAGCUAGAGGAUGUGAUUCACAACAUUAUUGUGAAAAGAUCAGCGCCUGAUUGGUUACCUUUCAUUCCUGGUUCGUCUUAUUGGGUUCCCCCUCCGCGCACUCGUCGUCGUAAUCAGGGUGUUGUUGAUAUUCUGGGGAAGCUCAGCCAUUCUCAUCCUCAUCCUCCUGCUGCUGGAUUGUCUCAUGAAGAGUCGCUGUCUUUGUCUACCUUUCAUGGUUGGCCUUCCUCCUCUUUCUAUUUCUUUCAAGAAAAUUCUUUGACACGUCCAGUUCCAGUGGAGAUGAAAGCAGAGGUGGCAAUCGAAAAGGAUUCAGAUAAAGAACCACAAUCUGAGGAUGAGGAAUGACGGAAGAAUGUUCUGAUAGAGCUGAUAAUGGGGACGUCUCACCUUUGUAGAUAUUCUGAAAUUUGCAAAAUGGAAUAUGAAUGAGGUGGGUCAGAUAAAGAAAGCAUCAACGGAAUUGUUGUACAGCUGUAACCUUGGUAUUUGAUGCUCCAGGAGCUCGUUUUUCACGUUUAUUAUGUAGUCAUAUACUUUUUUUAAUUUAUAUAAGUAAAUUAAUAAGAAAAUUAUGUUGUAUUUUGUAGGUUAAGUUGAUGCUCCUAAUAAUUGGAGUAGUCACAUGGCAUAUGCAUAAUCUGUAUUAAUUUCCAUCGGUUUUAAUUCUCAUGAUCAAUACAGGUUGUUUAUAGUGGAUUUGAUGUUACAUGUGUAGAAUUUACUAUUUAGUGUAUAUAACAGUUUUGUAGAAUUUAAUUCUUAUGGGCUGCCAGUUGUUCUUUAA